Molecule: messenger RNA, 961 nt
Organism: Populus nigra (black poplar)
Lineage: Eukaryota; Viridiplantae; Streptophyta; Magnoliopsida; Malpighiales; Salicaceae
Product: uclacyanin 1-like
Exons: 2
Coding region: 102-821 (239 amino acids)
Cellular component (GO): plasma membrane
Molecular function (GO): electron transfer activity
Source: RefSeq, a predicted model, not a curated record
CCUAUUGAAGCCAAACACUAAGACUUUUUUCUGUGAUAAACAUUCUACAUUGUAUCUGUAUCUUCUGCAAUUUCCUGUUUCAUAGCCACAUUAUUAUUGCGAUGGUGAGAACAUUCACCAGCUUGGCCCUUAUGGCCAUGAUGCUAAGAUUGUCCAUGGCUGCUAAUUAUACUGUCGGUGGUCCAAAUGGUGGAUGGGAUGCAACCACAAACCUGCAAGCUUGGGCAGCAUCAAAUAAAUUCUUAGUUGGAGAUAACCUCAUCUUCCAGUAUGGACUCGUGCAUGAUGUGAAUGAAGUUUCAAAGGCAGACUAUGACUCCUGCCAGAUAACUAGCCCACUAAAGUCAUACAGUGGUGGCACAACAGUCAUCCCUCUUUCUUCUCCUGGCAAGAGAUACUUCACCUGUGCAACACCAGGACAUUGUGCCGGAGGUAUGAAGCUUGAAAUAGACACUCUUGCAACUUCUACCCCACCACUGGCCUCUCCCUUAACCCCGCCACCAGCUUCACCAAGCCUUCCAUCACCUCCAACUACUUCGACUCUACCACCUGCUUCCACCGACAUUCCUCCCGCUUCCUCUCCACCUCCAGAAAUUUUUAAUCUCUCACCAUCACAAUCACCAGAAAUGACUCCAACAAUGUCUCCUUCAGCCCCGCGUACCUCGCCAUUGACCAGUCCUACACCAUCUCCUGCAACUGCCCCUUCUAUAGAUGGUUUUAUGAAAACACCUCUCGCGUCAUCAGCUAGCAAAGAAAGUUUGCAAAGCAGUCUCACAAUGGGAAUCAGCCUAGUUAUCAUGAUGAUACUUCUAGCUAUCUAAGCAUUGAAAGAAGAUUCUCCAGACACUCCCUUUUCUGAGUUAAUACUUUAAGCUUGAGCAUGAGCAUAUUUAACUUGUAUUUCUUUCAAUGUAUCUGAUGUUUUCUGAAUUCGAAUGAAACAUUCUUGAAAAACAGUUAA